AUGGAUGAGAAUCAGCCGCCGGAAAUUUCCGGGAAAUGUCCUCCAUCUGAAACCAUAGUCAAGCACAGCCUGUGGCAUGCGAGCGGCCGCUACUUUCACAGCAUGGGCGUGUUCCCCCUGUGCGCCAUGGACGCAUGCUUCAACUACUCGCGCUGCCCCGCAGGCCCCUCAAAGGAGCCGCUAGUCUACUCCUACUGGCCCGGCCAGCACUACUUCAAGCGGUUCAAUGAGACCCGAUGGCACACGGACGAUCCUGCCAAGGCGUGCUUCUUCUUUGUGCAUAUGGCACGAGGGCAGCCGAAUGAGUUCAGUGAUUUGGAGCAUUGGGGGGAGAACGGAGCUAACCACGUGCUUAUCAGCUUCUCAGAUUCCUGGAGCGGGCCAUCCCCUUUUUCAGUCGCCUCAGCAAUGGUUAUGGUCACCAAUGCACAGGCCACGCUUAUGAGAACAGAUUUUGACACCUCCAUCCCGCUGCCCCAAAUGUGGAAAAACCCGCCCGUCGGGCUCCGGAACCUGCCCGCUGGAUCUGCCCGGAAAUAUUUCCUGACGUUCCGAGGCACGCGCUACCUCGGAAAUUUGAAGGGUAACUUCCGGAGUGCCCCUGAGUUCAAGGCCUUGCACAACGGCAAGGAUGUGGUUGUGCUCACAAGAUGCGGGGGGUCCACCAACGCGCGCAUUCUCGCGGAGGAACCUUCCUUGAAGCACGAGUGCGAUGAGGAUGCAAAGCUGUACACUCAGUACGACUUUAAUGACGUCAUGAACACCACCUUCACCCUCGCGCCAGCUGGCAGACAAGGGUCCACCUACAGGUUCCUGGAGGCCCUCACUGUGGGAGCCAUCCCAGUGGUGGUGGCGGACAACUGGCGGUUACCAUUUGAUGACAUCAUCUCAUGGCAUCACUGCCUGCUGCGCUUCCCCACCGACCAGAUGCACCGCAUCCUGCCAACACUCAGAGCCAUGGAUGAGGUAUGCAUGGUGACGGGUUGUGAUUGUGGUAGGGGUUAUGUGCUCAUGGGGCGUCAUCGUGCUUCCCCACCAACCAGAUGCACCGCAUCCUGCCCACUCUUCGAGCCAUGGAUGAGGUGUGCUUGUGCUGAUGAUUUGUGGAUGUGGCAUGGAUUAUGA
This is a messenger RNA of Closterium sp. Yama58-4, 1125 nucleotides long. Lineage: Eukaryota; Viridiplantae; Streptophyta; Zygnematophyceae; Desmidiales; Closteriaceae. The record is from the annotation of a GenBank genome assembly.